AUGACCAAGGAAUAUAUCGACCGAGCAGUACAAACAGAACCCCCUCGUCAUCUCUCCCGUUCGGAUAAUCCCAGAUCUCUCAAUAUUCAGCCUUCAGGAGACGCAUAUAACCGCCCCUCGCAUCCCAAGAAGCCCUUACAAUUAGGUCAAAUCUCCAAACCGUCUGAGGCUACUCUCCCCACAAGGCGUGUCGUGUCUUUGCCUGAGUCCUCUCCCCCUCAUAGAUUCAAGCCCACCAAUGAACGCUAUCGCAUAGCCUCAAUGUCGGAGGCCCAUUCCACUAAAACCAUCAAAAUUUGCACUUCGGCUGAUAGUUCUUUAUCCUCGGAAUGUCUCGAAAGCUCUGUUUCGUUGGACUCUUCUCAAUUGUCUUCAGACCUCUACAGUAAUCGUCCUCAACGUAGUAGUUCUCUCGCCAACGUAGCCUUUUCGCACACGCCAUCUCCACCAUCCUCUCCCGAAUCUUCAAUAAUGAUCAUCGGAAACAACGUACAAGUAUCGAAUCACUUCCUGAGUUCCAGGGCCCGAAUUGACAAUGACGAUGAGCAAGGUUGGACAACAUGGACUGAUUCGCCCCCCCGACCUAUACCAGCCCUGCACGGCCCACUUUCACUGCCAUAUGCUCGGUGUCCAUCCGGUGCUGAAGGGAUUUUGGUGGAAGGUGAAGACCUAUCGCACAUGAUAUGGGGUCUCCGUCAAGACGAAAUAAAUCCUUCUGGACCCCGAGAACCACAGGAAACAAAAGCUGUUACGAGGGUGUCUCCAGACGCUCCUGUUACGCGACAAGCCACCCAACCCCAUCCCUAUCUCACAACUCCGAGCAGCCUCGCCUCUAGUUCUCCUGCCUUCAAACUUUGGGGAAACGAUGCUUAUCGACCUUCGCCGCCGCUUCUUACUCCUCGAGAUACAGAUUCUUGGUGGUACGAGUGCGACGACAGCGACGACAGUCCAAUUAUCAUCCCUCCCACACCGCAGCAACUGAAAAACUUCUUAGAAUUGCAGUGUAUCUUUGAACUCACCCAUCCAGAAAUCGCAACGGGAGAUGCAGGGCUUGGUUUGUUUUGGCCAAAACCGGGCCAAAUAGCUAUUGACACCACUCUUCCCCGUCAGCUACAAGCAUCCGCCCCAGUCUUCAUUCCGAAUCCUAAGAUUAACCGGCAGGUCCCUGAGAUCAUUCCCAUUUCUAAUAUCGGUGCUACUGGUAGAGGACGUUCAAUCUCUGCAAUAAAUAUAGCCACGGAAUACGCUCUGCAACAAGCCAACCCGUUGAUUACAACUCCCAACACCGCAUCAACCCAAUGGACCUCUCGCUUUCCUGACGUAUCGCCUGUAUUGUCAGAUGAUAGACUCCACACAACCUCGUGCGAUGGGUUUGAAGAAGAACAACGUGUCCUGAAUCUCGAUCAACUAAACGCUGGUGGUAAGCUGUUGGUGCAAGAUCAAGCGACCGAACGCGAUGCGGCGUCGAAGGAUCCUUCUUCCAACGUGAGGCUCAUCCCCACUGACGACCUCCCUCUCAGGACUCUGUGCCCUUCUGUCGCAUCUCACUCGAAGACAUCUGCAGGAACGGGAAAUGCUCCGUCGUCGAACCUGAUUGUCCCUAAAUCUCAAUCACCAGAACUCAUUCGAUCGUCGGCGCCACAACCACGGUCAGUGCCAUUCGCACGACUUAUGCAGCGCCGGCUAUCUGCUGUGCGAGAGGAAGAGUUGGGCAUUCGUAUACAAGUAUCUUCAAACGCACCCAUUCCUAGACCUCUACGAAAUCGAUACCCUGGUUUCCAUAACGGAGCGCAAGCCCCCAACAAACCAUACUUUGCACAAGCUUCCCAGAAUCAUCUAGAUAUCCCUAACAAAGCGUAUGCGUCUCCAUCUAGCCCUGUUCCAGAGGAUGCUGGUCGUAUACUCUGUUCUCGAGUGUUGACAAACUCUGCAGUCGCCUCCAGUCUCGAUGUUGGUUCAAAGCAACCUGUCGAAUCUGGAUCAUGCACUCCAAGCCCAGUACCGGAUCCUGUCAGUAAAGAGAACCUCGCUACAAAAAGCGGCGAUUGUGCCAGUAAAGGACCCAUAAAAAAACGAGGGAGGAAUCGAGCAAAAAAACAGGAGAGUUCAGUUUUCAAAAAUCCGAAGGAUUGA
This is a messenger RNA of Marasmius oreades (fairy-ring Marasmius), 2133 nucleotides long. RefSeq lists its product as uncharacterized. Bases 1 to 2133 code for a protein of 710 amino acids. The record is from RefSeq and is a predicted model, not a curated record. Lineage: Eukaryota; Fungi; Basidiomycota; Agaricomycetes; Agaricales; Marasmiaceae. The transcript has 3 exons.